Molecule: messenger RNA, 1948 nt
Organism: Dendrobium catenatum
Lineage: Eukaryota; Viridiplantae; Streptophyta; Magnoliopsida; Asparagales; Orchidaceae
Product: copper transport protein ATX1
Exons: 4
Coding region: 282-545 (87 amino acids)
Molecular function (GO): metal ion binding
Source: RefSeq, a predicted model, not a curated record
ACUAUGGAAGUACAAAUUUGAUCAAAAAGUUGCUGAAUAUUAUGACAACUAUAAAAUGACACCAUCGAUCCACUCAAACAAAAAAGUUAGCCUUUGAACUUGUUGAAAUGUGAACAAUGAGACUUUAACUAAAGAAGGCAUCUUUCUUCUUUAAACAAGUUAAAGUACAAUAGCCUCUCCACAAAGAAACGAAUCUCUGGAGUUCUUUUUAUAUGUGCUUCCCACCGCUGGAUUUCUGAAACAUUUCCCAACCCUUACAAAGCAAAGUCCAAUAAAAGCUAAUGGCUUUGGUGGAGCUGAAAGUUGGCAUGCACUGUCAAGAAUGCAUCAAAGCCAUUAAAAAAGCCAUCAAGAAAAUUGAAGAUAUUGAGACUUACAGAGUUGAUGCAGAGCUUAAUAAAAUCACAGUUACAGGCAACGUUACAGCUGAGGAGGUGGUUAAGGUUCUUCAGAAAAUUGGCAAGACUGCAACUUCUUGGAAUGAAGAAGAGAAUUCUGUGCUGAAUGGCAACGGAGAGCAUCCAGAAUUUGAAGACUUUAAAUAAGCAAUCAAAUGAGUCAUCAAACUGCCGUAUUCAUAAGGUAAGUAACUAUGUUUUUAUUCGGAAAAUGAAGACAUAAUAUCUUGAAAUCCUAAAGAAGUGAUAGAACAUAAACCUUUUUAGCACUAUUUUCUUCACUGCUAAGUUCUUAUUUUACUUUUAUGAGGUAUUUAGUUUCCAUUACCCUUUGGAUUGCCAAUUUUACUCCCCAAAUGAUGUCGUUCCCUAUGUUUGGGGAAUGAGUUAAAUAUACUAGACAUACAACAUAUAAAAUAUACUUUGUGAUGGACGUUGGACGAGCUUUGUGGCAUGGGAAUUGUUUUCAAGUGAACGAUAAUUAGGAGAUUGUAGUCAGAUGAUAGUAAUUAGAGGAUUGUAGUCGAGUUAUAUUAGACAAUAGACUAUAGUUGGGUAAUGGUGGGUGGAUGACGAUAGUUAGGCGACUGUGGUUUGAUGACAAAGAUUGUGUGGUGGUCCAAUGGAAAUGGUCGGUGGCAGUUUAAUGGUGAUGAAUGAAUGGAUGUUGGUAUGGCAUUUGUUUGAUGACAAUGAUCAGGUGAUGGUCUGAUAGCGAUGGUUGAGUGGUGGUCUGAUGAUAACUUUCGGGUCAUGGUCUAACUAUGAUGGUCUGACAUCAUCGAUUGAGUUGAGGUUUGAUGGUGGCGAUUGUGCAAUGGUUUGAUGGGGGUGGCCAGUAGGUGGAGCUUGGAGAUUUUUCAAGUGUUUAAGCUCUUUUGAGUCUUAAGUCAAGAUCCAAGCCUUCAUUCAUGUAAGAAAAAGUGGCAUAUUUAUGAAUUUUUAAGAGCGUCACGCCAUAUAAAUAAAGUCAGAAUCUGAAACACUCUAUAGAUGUUCUUAAUUGAUUCCCUCAAUCAUAAAUUGUUCGAUCUUUUAAGUGCUGUAAUAAUAUCAUUAUCAAGCAAUUUUGGGCUAUUGAAAUUGUCUCAUUGAGACACUAGAUUUAUUCGUAAGUAUGUGAGAUUUGGAAGUCAUUUGUUUUUCCAAAUAAUAUCGUGAAGUUUUUAAUUAUGCUUGAAGUGUUUUAUUUGGGCUCAUUUGGAGUCAGAUCAUAUCACUUUUUUAUGUCAAUAAAUUCGUCUUAAUGAGACGUUCAGUUUGACUAAACAUUUGUUGAAAUUAGAGUUCGUAUGCUUAUGAGUUUAAUUUUGAAAAUUUUCAAUUCAACUUUGUAUUAAAAUUUGUGUCUAAUGAUGUCAAUUUUUGAUUACUUAUUAAUUCUCAUAAUAAUUUAAAUACAAAAUGACAAAGUAUAUAUUUUUUGUUUACUGGGAGAUCAUGAUUCAAAGUAAAAGUCAAAGAUGUUACAUCUUAUCAUGUUGAAAAUAAGACAAUAGAAUUGCCCAACUUCAAGAACAAUCUAAAAUAGACAACACAAGGUCUUAGUA